This is a messenger RNA of Schistocerca cancellata (South American locust), 771 nucleotides long. Its product is annotated as trypsin-1-like. NCBI's taxonomy places the organism in Eukaryota, Metazoa, Arthropoda, Insecta, Orthoptera, Acrididae. Gene Ontology annotation, molecular function: serine-type endopeptidase activity. Gene Ontology annotation, biological process: proteolysis. The record is from RefSeq and is a predicted model, not a curated record. The coding region runs from base 1 to 771 and encodes 256 amino acids. The transcript is spliced from 5 exons.
AUGAAUGGGGGCUACUCUGGGAAGAAGGUAGAGCUGGCAGAGGCUGCAAGUAAGAUGGGGCUGGAUGUUUUAGCUGUUAGUGACAUUCGGGUAAGGGGUGAGAAAGAAGAGGAAGUGGGAGAAUACAAGGUCUACCUGUCAGGAGUCAAAGCAGGAAUACCACAAUGGGGUGUAGGGCUUUACAUCAGGAAAGAAAUGGAACCCAGCGUAGUUGCAAUAAGAGCCACCCUGGAGACCUUGUUUGUCCAUGCAGGCUCCACCACGUAUGGUCCCGAAACUGGUGUGCUGGUGGGUGUGAACGCAACCAUCUUUCACGAGAACUUUGAUGAAUGGUCCUACUGGAACGACAUCUGCCUGCUCAAGCUGACGCAGCCGCUGACCUUCUCGUCGACCAUACAGCCGGUCUCUCUGCCGGCGCCCGGACAGCAGACAGCCGCCGGGACGAUAGCAACCGUGGUCGGCUGGGGAGCCGUCGAUUAUACCUCGGUCGUCGUCAGUGACCUGCAUAAAGUUGACGUCCCCGUGUGGUCAGACGAGGACUGCCAGGCGACCUACGACUACUAUGUCUACCUUGUGAGGGAGAACAACAUCUGUGCUGGAGAAGAGGGCAAAGGAAAGUGUGGGCUGGAUUCAGGAGAUCCUCUAUUGGUGAACGGGCAGCUGGUGGGAAUCGCCUCCUGGGAUGGUUACGAGUGUGCCACUGCAGACUCACCGGGAGUCUAUACUGAAGUUUCCUACUUCGUCGACUGGAUCAAUCAAAACGCAGUGUGA